This is a messenger RNA of Magallana angulata, 906 nucleotides long. RefSeq lists its product as uncharacterized. The coding region runs from base 200 to 898 and encodes 232 amino acids. The record is from RefSeq and is a predicted model, not a curated record. Lineage: Eukaryota; Metazoa; Mollusca; Bivalvia; Ostreida; Ostreidae. The transcript is spliced from 3 exons.
CAAAAUGCAAGUUAUGGAUCAAAAUGAAAACAAGUGCUAAACAUUAAGUCUUGUAUAAAUAUCACUCUAACAUUCCAAAGACUGUAAUGAAAUAAAGAUCAGUGAUUUUAGUCUUGAUAGAAAACCUGGAGCAGCAAUUGGAAAUCACAAAGCUUUGCAAAGAACGUUUUAACAAUUACGAAUCUUUAGACCUUACGAAAUGUUCAGAUAUCUGAUUUGCUCUGUUUUUGCUCUACAGAUAAGUAUAAACUGGUGUGGACAACGCAGUGAAUAUUUCAGUAUCUAUGAGGAAAUGGAGAAUUUAGCCCCGGUACAAUCACCUGUUUUUGAAGAGAAAUUCGAGUCUCUGGUGCAGUGUUUAAACGCUUGUGUCUUACGACGAGACUGCUUUUCGAUUUUUAGAAAAAGUUGUUCUCAUACAUGCGAAGGAUUCGGGAAUCCUUUUCUGUUUUACAAAGGAUAUAUAAUGUCGAAUGGUACAUGGCAUGUACAAAAAGUUGCGGAGACUUGCUCCUUAAAGGGGUAUACGUGGGAUCCUACUUACCGAAUCUGUUACAAAUAUCACUCAACAGGAAUGACCAUCAGCGAAGCCAGAUCGAAGUGCAGGGAUGAGUUUGCACGCUUGCUGUUGUUGACCUCUGAUCGUGUGUACGAUUUUUCCGUCUGGUUUAUCAAGACAUAUUCUACGGGUUCUUUGUAUGUCCAAGGUUCCCGCGAAACUAUUUUCAUUUCGGAAUACUUUGAUAACCGAGGAAGAGAAAUGAAAAAUCUAAAGUGGAGUUCUGGUGAACCAUCGUACGAUGGCAAAUACAUAAGACUUAACACGGACGCUUACCGUCUAGAAGCCACACCUGGAACAACAGAUCGGGGCUUUAUAUGCCAGAGAGGACAGCUUUGACUAAACAU